CGACAUUCCAGGUUCGUUUUAUGCGUGACAUCCCGCAUCAGCAGCAGUUAAAGGGGAGGUGGUGUCAGGGCUCACCUCUCCUUUAAUGGUCACACUGCUUCUGACACAUCCGAACCGAACCCCGUCCGUCACAGGCGCAGAGAACCCAGAACACAGCGGGAGGAACAUUUCCUGCUGCUGGCCCUUUAAGGGACCUGAAGUUGAACCGCCUUCAGCUCUCGCGGCUUCCUGUCCGGACGCAGCGGCUCGGUGACGUCAUGAGCCACAGCCGAUGGAGUCUCUGAACGCCGUGGAGCUGCGGGAGCUGCAACGCUGCGGCCCGUCCAGCGGGGGGCGCUGCGCCGCCGGAGGCUUCGAGAACGUCUCCUACCAGCAGGACGAGGAGCUGGACGAACCGGGACCGGAUGCGACCCGCGGCUGUCCGUCCGGAACCAGCACCCUGCAGGUUUCUCCAGAGUCGUGUGACGAUGAGGAUGGGGCUGCCGGAGGAGGAGGUGAUGGUGGUGCGGGCCUGGCGGCGCCGGACCCGGCCGACGGCCGCUCUGCGGACCUGGGCUUCGUUGUGGCGCUGGUUCUGCUGGUGAGCGGCAUCGUGCUGGUGGUGGUGGCCUACACCGUCCCCCGGGACGCCGGCGUUGAUCCGGACUCGGUGUCGGCGCGGCAGAUGGAGAAGCUGGAGCUGCACUACGCCCGGCUGGGCUCGCACCUGGACAGGUGCAUCAUCGCAGGCCUGGGCCUGCUGACGCUGGGCGGGAUGUUCCUGUCCGUCCUGCUCAUGGUCUCCAUCUGCCGAGGCGAGAUGUACCGCCGCGCCGCCUUCGUCCGGCCCAAAAGGACCUACGGCUCCAUCAGCCUGAGGAUGAAGCAGCUGGCGACCGGAGAGGCGGACGGAGACGGGGUGGAGCGGGUUCUGGUGGAAAACACACAGCCGGGGUCCAGCCGGGACCAGAACUCAGAACCGAGCAGGACGCCGGCUGCGGCUUCAGCUGCAUGUGGAGUUUAGUCGGAAUUGAUCCGGUUGGAUCCGGUUUGGUUCAGUUGGAUCCCAGCUGUCAGAAGCCAACCAAUCAGACGGCUUGUGACGUUGGCAGACAGGAAGUGGAGCGGUAAGGCCCGGUGGACCAGAACUCCUCUGGAGAUUAUGAAACAUCAGAAUUACUGCAAACUGAAAUACUCAACCAGUAUUUUCGUUUUUAGUGCAAAUACUCCAAUUUACUUGAAAUAAGACAAAACUCUGGUAGUUUAUCUCCUGCAGCAGCUUG
Messenger RNA from Poeciliopsis prolifica (blackstripe livebearer), 1262 nucleotides. Its product is annotated as transmembrane protein 74B-like. The record is from RefSeq and is a predicted model, not a curated record. Lineage: Eukaryota; Metazoa; Chordata; Actinopteri; Cyprinodontiformes; Poeciliidae.